Molecule: messenger RNA, 2677 nt
Organism: Chroicocephalus ridibundus (black-headed gull)
Lineage: Eukaryota; Metazoa; Chordata; Aves; Charadriiformes; Laridae
Exons: 2
Coding region: 1035-1961 (308 amino acids)
Source: RefSeq, a predicted model, not a curated record
CUGAGGUGGACCACUGAUGCCUGGAUGCAGUGGCCAUCCUGCUUGCUCCUGGUGGCGGGGAACUGAAGAAGUGCUCUGGUGGGGCUGUGUAGUGACGGGUACUGGCAGAGGGGAUACGCUCCCCAGGGAGGGUGGAAUCCAGCUCCAACUGUGUCUAAAUUUAGGUCCCUGCCUGUGGCCUCCUGUUACAGGCCGGGCUCUGGGGGGAGCUGAGAGGUCUCCUGACUGUAACGGACAUGGAGGUGUCUAAGCCAUGGCCUGCCCUGGCUGCCAGGGCAGGGCAAGGUGCCUCCGAUGGACAUAGGCGUUUCUGGCAGAAGAUCCAGGCUGAUCCACUGCAGAGUAGCGGUGGCCAGUCACAGGAGCCUUGGGGACAGCUGUGACGAGCUGUGCUGCGCCUGCUGCUGAGGACAGGUGACACUGAGGAGCUCCUAUGUACACAGCGUCGCUGGAAUCGCUUUUUUUAAAAUCGGCAUGUAGAGGUUUCAAAAUGAAAAUGGGGUGUUAACUGCAGCUUCUCUGCUUUUGAAGUGAGCCGAACACCUGAUACCAAAUGACACACUUGUUUCAUGAAAGCUCUCUAUUAACAAAGCACACUUUCACUGCGGAAACCGUUAAUAGGGUCAGCGUCGCCUAAGUGACAGCCCUGUCACUGAGCAGCUGGACAGGAGACAGUAGGCUGCUUUCCUGCCGAAGAAACUAUUCGGUGUUCUGGAUUGUGACUGAUUUGGAGUUAAUUUUUUCUGUCUUAAGUUUCUCCUUCCAGAGUGGAACUGGUUGGAGCAGUUAAGAUCGCACCGACUGUGGUGGCUCCUGGGGCAGGGAGGGGUCUGUCUAUAGACAGAGGUGGCCGCUUUCAAACUUCCACAGGGAAAUACUUCUGAAAGGGUGGCAAGAAGUUCUUAAAGCUUGAGGUAACACGUUAAGCAGUUGAUUUUUGGCCUUCAUUUUAGGAGGGUUUUUUUUUUUUUGUUCCUCCUUCUCAUCACACCGAAGCUGGUGCGUUCCCUGGGCUGCCAGUUCCCGAGGGCAGGAUGGUGGUGUCCCCCUGCACCCUGUUGGGCAGAGCCACACUGGUCACCCUCCCCGCGGAGCUGGGGCUGCUCCCCUGCCUUCUGCGGCUUUGGAGAGAGGGCAAAACACGGACAAGUGUUAACACCAGAGUCCAGUUCACCCUUAGCUUCGUAACAGCUUUUCUCCAGGGGCUUGAGCUGGCAGCUGCAGCCGUGUGGAGUGUGGCCACGGAGGAGACAGGCUUUGCCGUGGGCCACCACCAGCUCCCGCGCAGAGGAUGGGGACAGGUGAGUGUGAUGCAGCGGGGACGGCAGCCGCUGCGCUUUCCGUCUGCCCCGGAGUGUGGUGACAGAGGCCAAAACAAACCUAUUUCUCUCCAUCUUUGCUCAGAAGACCUGUCCAGCCUCACCUUUCGCCGUCAGCCUGUGAGAUGCUUCCACCCUUUCCCUGCCACCAGCCCUCAAGCUCCCGAGGACCGGCUGUGUGUUAAAAAUUGCUUUUUCUGCAGGACUCUCUGCUGGACCCACAUUCACUGCCUCAACCUUCUCUCGUCUGGGCUCAACAGAUACAGUCUCUUCACCAGCUAUGGUCCAACCCUGCCAGGCUUAUAUUCCUUCUGCGCCUGGUGCUGCAGCCACCCUCCGCCAGCCCGGCUUCUGCUGAACCCGCUGCGGACAAACACCUCCCUCGCUGAUUUACGGCACGGCAGACGGUUCUUCAGCCAUCAGGGGCCGAAAGGCUUUGCAAACAGCGCAUUUAUGUUCGAUAACGACGGGGGCUUUGUUUUUUUUUUUUGGGUUCCGUUUGCUGUAUUUCAAUUCCUAUUACCGGCAGAAGGAAAGGAUGAGGAAGGCAGCAGAGGGAAAUGCAUUUCAGCCAAAGCACGGGGCUGCCGUGAGCACCGCCAGCCCUGCCGCUCCCCCGCGGAGUCGCUCCUUCCCGGCUGAGCAUCCUCAGUCUGGGACUUUUCCCUACGUCAGACCCACACGGUUCGGGACGAAGGCACCGCAGUGAAUCCCGGUGACCAGAAAGGGCUGGAAAUGUUGUCCCCUGAUUUCAUGGAGCUGAUCAGCCCCUCACCGGCGCUGGACUGGGGAGAUGGCGGCAUCCCAGGGAGCCCACCCCAUCCUGGCAGCAGGAAGAAAUGGGUAGCUUUGAAUGCAAACUGUCAACUACCGCGGGAGGGAUCUCGUUUUUCCCAUGUAGGAGGAUUACAUGGCAUUAGAUGGUGGGGGGGGCAGGAUCUUACAAGCAAGGGGACAAAAUAUUUUUUCAGUAGAGAUAUUUCUGCACCCUUCCCAAAAGCAGGAGAAAGGAGAUGUGGAUCCCUUUAAGAAAAAUUACAUUAGUAAAGGAAAAAGCUUUACAACCCAUUAAAAGGGAGAAAUACCCAUCCCAGCCGCCCAGGAAGCCACCCGGCGGAGCCGUCCAGGGCGCAGGGGAAACGCAGAGAGUUGCAUCCUGCGUUUCUGCACUCAGAGCAACAUUUUUAAUAGCCACCCUUGAACCAACCCUCGAAAGAUUUGCUUAAUCCUUUUAUGAACUCAUUUAUCCUCCCUUAAUGUCCCAGGGAAACAAGCUACAGAGUUUAAUUGCUCAUGAUUUUUUCGACGUGUUACCUAAUAGCAUUUUAUUUUGCUUGUCCUUAUAACCCCGGUCCUAA